AUGACGGUACAGGAUUAUCAUGGGCAUAAAAUUCCUGACCCUUAUGCUUGGCUUGAAGACCCAGACAGUGAGCAGACAAAGGCUUUUGUGGAAGCCCAGAACAAGAUUACUGUGCCAUUUCUUGAGCAGUGUCCUAUCAGAGGUUUAUACAAAGAGAGAAUGACUGAGCUAUAUGACUAUCCCAAGUAUAGUUGCCACUUCAAGAAAGGAAAACGGUAUUUCUAUUUUUACAAUACAGGUUUGCAGAACCAGCGAGUAUUAUAUGUACAGGAUUCCUUAGAGGGUGAAGCCAGAGUAUUCCUAGACCCCAACAUACUCUCCGACGAUGGCACGGUGGCACUUCGAGGCUAUGCAUUCAGCGAAGAUGGUGAAUAUUUUGCCUAUGGUCUGAGUGCCAGUGGUUCAGACUGGGUGACAAUCAAGUUCAUGAAAGUCGAUGGUGCCAAAGAGCUUCCAGAUGUGCUUGAAAGAGUCAAGUUCAGCUGUAUGGCCUGGACCCAUGAUGGGAAGGGAAUGUUCUACAACUCAUACCCCCAACAAGAUGGGAAGAGUGAUGUUCUCUCACAAAAGAAUAUAUUCUCAUCAGCCCCUGCACUGUUUUUAUUUCCUUCCCAGUUGUCUGACGAUGGCCGCUAUGUCUUGUUAUCAAUAAGGGAGGGAUGUGACCCAGUAAACCGACUCUGGUACUGUGACCUACAGCAGGAAUCCAAUGGCAUCACUGGAAUCCUGAAGUGGGUCAAACUCAUCGACAACUUUGAAGGAGAAUACGACUACGUGACCAACGAGGGGACAGUGUUCACGUUCAAGACAAAUCGCCAUUCCCCCAACUAUCGCCUGAUCAACAUUGACUUCACGGACCCUGAGGAGUCUAAAUGGAAAGUGCUUGUUCCCGAGCACGAGAAAGAUGUCUUAGAAUGGGUAGCUUGUGUGCGGUCUAACUUCUUGGUGUUAUGCUACCUCCACGACGUGAAGAACACGCUGCAGCUUCACGACCUGGCCACCGGUGCUCUGCUCAAGACCUUCCCGCUCGAGGUCGGCAGCAUCGUGGGCUACAGCGGCCAGAAGAAGGACACCGAAAUCUUCUAUCAGUUUACUUCCUUUUUAUCUCCAGGCAUCAUUUAUCACUGUGAUCUUACCAAAGAGGAACUGGAGCCAAGAGUCUUCCGAGAGGUGACUGUGAAAGGAAUUGAUGCUUCCGAUUAUCAAACAGUCCAGUCGGCAAACUGGCCCCUGGUUUUGUUGGAGAACAUCCGUACCCAUCUGUUUACGGAGUGCCUGUGA
Messenger RNA from Hipposideros armiger (great roundleaf bat), 1281 nucleotides. Its product is annotated as prolyl endopeptidase-like. Lineage: Eukaryota; Metazoa; Chordata; Mammalia; Chiroptera; Hipposideridae. Gene Ontology annotation, molecular function: oligopeptidase activity; serine-type endopeptidase activity. Bases 1 to 1281 code for a protein of 426 amino acids. The transcript has 10 exons. The record is from RefSeq and is a predicted model, not a curated record. Gene Ontology annotation, cellular component: cytosol.